Olea europaea var. sylvestris is the source of this 1529-nucleotide messenger RNA. RefSeq names its product glucose-6-phosphate/phosphate translocator 2, chloroplastic-like. The record is from RefSeq and is a predicted model, not a curated record. The transcript is spliced from 5 exons. Gene Ontology annotation, cellular component: Golgi apparatus; membrane. The coding region runs from base 11 to 1168 and encodes 385 amino acids. Lineage: Eukaryota; Viridiplantae; Streptophyta; Magnoliopsida; Lamiales; Oleaceae. Gene Ontology annotation, molecular function: antiporter activity; phosphoglycerate transmembrane transporter activity; triose-phosphate transmembrane transporter activity. Gene Ontology annotation, biological process: transmembrane transport.
UUCUAAUCAUAUGCAGCACAAGAAUUUGCCCUCCAAAACUCAUUUUUCAUCCUUUAUUCCCAAUCAAGUUGUUGGGAGAAAAUGUGAAAAGCCAAAUGCUUCAGCCUGCAGAAAGCCUUUGUACAUUUCAGCUGUAACUGGAUUUGGCUAUGUUGGUGAGCCAGAGAAUUCGAAACCUCGAGACACUACUAUCCAGUGCAAUGCGUACGAAGCUCAUCGAGCGCAUCCCUUACCGAUUAGCAUCGAAUUCGAUCAAGAAACCCGAGAGGCCGCUGCCCAGAAGAUUAAGAUUAGUGUUUAUUUUGCUACAUGGUGGGCUCUAAAUGUUGUGUUCAAUAUCUACAACAAGAAGGUCCUCAAUGCCUUUCCAUUCCCGUGGCUUACUUCAACUCUAUCUCUAGCUGCUGGCUCUCUUAUCAUGCUGGUUUCCUGGGCUACAAAGAUUGCUGAGGCUCCAAAGACUGAUUUGGAGUUUUGGAAAACUUUGUUACCUGUUGCUGUGGCACAUACGAUUGGGCAUGUGGCUGCAACAGUAAGCAUGUCAAAGGUAGCAGUUUCAUUUACACACAUUAUAAAGAGUGGUGAACCAGCUUUCAGUGUUUUGGUUUCAAGAUUUCUACUUGGGGAGGCUUUUCCGACAUCAGUUUACCUUUCUCUUGUGCCAAUUAUUGGAGGCUGUGCCCUUGCUGCUGUCACUGAGCUCAAUUUUAAUUUAAUAGGGUUUAUGGGGGCAAUGAUAUCAAACUUGGCAUUUGUGUUUAGGAACAUAUUUUCCAAGAAAGGCAUGAAGGGGCAGUCAGUGGGAGGGAUGAAUUACUAUGCUUGUCUUUCAAUGUUGUCUUUGCUUAUACUUACACCCUUUGCAAUUGCUGUGGAGGGUCCCCAAAUGUGGGCUAUUGGGUGGCAAAAAGCUGUUUCUCUUAUUGGACCAAAUUUUGUUUGGUGGGUGGUGGCCCAAAGUGUGUUCUAUCACCUCUACAAUCAAGUUUCAUAUAUGUCACUAAACGAGAUAUCCCCAUUGACAUUUAGCAUUGGGAAUACGAUGAAGAGAAUAUCUGUCAUAGUGUCAUCUAUUAUUAUCUUCAGCAUCCCUAUUCAACCAAUCAAUGCCCUAGGAGCUGCUAUUGCAAUCUUGGGCACUUUUAUCUAUUCUCAGGCUAAACAGUAAAAGCGCAAGCAAAGGUUCACAUGGAUAUCUAGUUCGUGAUAGAAGAAAAUCAGUGCUGAUUGGUGAUCAUCACACCAUUCAAUGUUGAAACAACUAUGCUCGAUUGCUUAACUCUAAGAACACAUUAUUUAGCCUUUCUAUGGGCUCCGAAUUUAGAAGGUUGACAGCUAUUUGAAUAGUCGAAGGUUGUAGAGCAUUUAUUACUUUGCGGGCUUGUUACCAUAACAUGUCAUGUCUUAAAUAUUUGUUUCAUUUAGGAAGAUUAAUCUUGGAGAAAGUAAGACUAGAAAUGGGUGAGGUAUGUAUGUAGUUAUGUUGUAUAAAUCUCUCUCAAUGAUAAACAUUAUUCUUAGCUAAUUCA